ACGUUCGCUUAGCUCACAAGGCUCUAUAUGCUUUCAUCUGGAAGUUAAUAAUCCCAGCAGCUUUUGUCCUUUUUCUCCUUAGCUGUCAUUUCCAGUGUAUGCCUCGGCUUCAACUUCUCUCUCGCCGAAGGUCUCGAUACCCUAGAUUUAGCUUCCUUCCAACUGAAAAUGGCGGAAGAAAAGGAGUCAACCUCAGUGCCUUUGAGUCAAACGGGUGGAAAUGGCGGUGAAGAUCCCGAAGAUCCGGAAAAAACUCUUCCAGCUUCGCCCAAUUCCUCCACUCGAAAGGCUUGCUGUUAUUUUCUCCAGAGCUGGGUCUCAAAGAAGUUCAUGACUGGAUGUGUUGUUCUUUUUCCAGUUGCAGUUACAUUUUUUGUUACAUGGUGGUUUAUUCAGUUCGUUGAUGGUUUCUUCAGUCCAUUAUAUGAACGGCUUGGCAUCGAUAUAUUUGGGCUUGGAUUUGUCACAUCUUUACUUUUCGUAUUCUUUGUUGGCGUUUUUGUCUCAUCAUGGAUGGGUGCCACUGUUUUCUGGCUUGGAGAAUGGUUUAUAAAGAGAAUGCCCUUUGUUAAGCAUAUAUACUCGGCCUCCAAGCAAAUUAGUGCCGCAAUUUCUCCAGACCAAAAUACCACUGCUUUCAAAGAGGUAGCUAUCAUCCGUCAUCCACGUGUUGGUGAAUAUGCAUUUGGUUUUAUUACAUCAACAGUAAUCCUUCAGAAAGAGAACGAAGACGAAGAGUUGUGCAGUGUUUUUGUCCCGACAAACCAUCUAUACAUUGGUGAUAUAUUUCUCGUCAACUCCAAGGAGAUCAUUAGACCAAAUCUGUCCAUUCGAGAAGGCAUAGAGAUCAUUGUCUCUGGAGGGAUGACAAUGCCGCAGACUAUUGCUCCUCUUGCUCGACCAAAUGAUAGAAUCCCUCUCAACAGAAUAAUGUAACUGCGGGGAACAAGAAAUUCGGGUAAUACUGUAAUUAUUUUCAUGCAACAUUUUCUUGUUCAACCAUCGAAGUCUCUCCUUCAAUGACAGGGCUACCAAGAUCAGACGUUUGCCCAUAGACAUCCUCACAAAGAUUUGAGAGCAGUUAUGUCUACUUUCAGUUCUGUAAGUAGAGCCAAAUUCGGGUUGUGUGACUGGGUUUCAAACCAUACAUCUUCUGUCUGUCUGUAGUGAAAAUGAACUGGAGAUAUUUUAUUUUAGGAGAGUUGUAUUUUAAUUUCAAGUGUCCUCCUUAACGCCUUGAUUAUGAAGCAUAAUAAUAGUUUUGAGUUAUAAUGCA
Molecule: messenger RNA, 1276 nt
Organism: Vitis riparia (riverbank grape)
Lineage: Eukaryota; Viridiplantae; Streptophyta; Magnoliopsida; Vitales; Vitaceae
Product: protein LIKE COV 2
Exons: 7
Coding region: 169-936 (255 amino acids)
Cellular component (GO): Golgi apparatus
Source: RefSeq, a predicted model, not a curated record